AUUUUUCCCCCCUGCAUCAGGCUGCUCAUUGUAAAACAUUCUUUGACCAAUCACAAACUUUAGUAUGUCUAGCAUGCUGCUUUGCACAAUGCGCACUGUUCAUAAAAGCCCACAUUAAAAAUCACACAAACUUGAGGUUGUCUGCAAUUCCGCGGCAAUUUGGUGUUAGCAGUCGGCCACUCUGGGGAUGGGAUGAAGUGACUGCCAUGGUUGGUUCUGACGGAUGUAGCCUAUCACCGUAUACCUAUACCUGCAUCAUGGCUGUCUCGUCGUUCUCCUCCAGUCUCUUGCUCCCUCUCCUAAUUUCCUCCCUGGACUGGUUGUCCACUCCAGGUUCUGCAUUUCUCUCGGACCGGGACCACAUGACAUCAUCAGCCCCCCUUGAGCCUCAUUUCACAGAGUGCAUUUCAAGGGACCAGGAGACAUUCCGCUGUUGGUGGAGUCCAGGCACCUUCCACAACCUAUCGUCCCCUGGUGCACUCACAGUUUUCUACCUUAAGAAAGAUUCUCCAACCAGUGAAUGGAAAGAGUGUCCAGAAUACAACCAUUCAAAACGGGAGUGCUUCUUUGAUGUAAACCACACAUCCGUCUGGAUCCCCUACUGCAUGCAGCUCCGCAGCCAAAACAACGUCAUCUUUUUCAAUGAGGACGACUGCUUCACUGUGGAAAAUAUUGUACGUCCUGACCCACCAGUGUCUCUAAACUGGACCCUCCUGAACAUAAGUCCCUCUGGUCUAAGUUAUGAUGUCAUGGUCAACUGGGAGGCCCCACCCUCUGCAGACGUUGGGGCGGGCUGGAUGCGCAUUGAAUAUGAGAUUCAGUACAGAGAGAGAAAUGCCACAAACUGGGAAGCGUUGGAGAUGCAGCCGCAAACCCAGCAGACAAUCUACGGUCUGCACAUAGGUAAAGAGUAUGAAGUGCACAUCCGCUGCAGGAUGCAGGCCUUCACUAAGUUUGGAGAGUUCAGUGACUCCAUCUUCAUUCAAGUGACUGAGAUUCCCAGAAGAGAUAAUACUACCCCACUCACACUUAUUCUUGUUUUCGGGAUUGUGGGCAUCCUCAUACUCCUCAUGCUUAUUGUCAUCUCUCAGCAGCACAGAUUCAUGAUGAUUGUGUUGCCACCGGUUCCUGCACCCAAAAUUAAAGGCAUUGAUCCAGAGCUGUUAAAGAGGGGGAAGCUGGACGAGCUGAAUUUCAUCCUGAGCGGUGGAGGUAUGGGUGGCCUGCCCACAUAUGCAGCAGAUUUCUACCAAGACGAGCCAUGGGUGGAGUUCAUCGAGGUGGAUGCGGAGGAUGCAGACACUGCAGAGAAGGACGACAACCAGGGCUCAGACACCCAGAGGCUCCUCGGUCUGCCCCAACCCGUGAGCCACCACAUGAACAUAGGGUGCUCCAAUGUCAUUAGCUUCCCUGAUGAUGACUCAGGCAGGGCCAGCUGUUAUGACCCAGAUCUGCCCGACCAAGACGCUCUAAUGCUGAUGGCCACUCUACUGCCAGGCCAGCCAGAGGAUGAAGAAGCCUCCCUCGAUGUUGUUGAAAGAGCCCCAACCCCAGAGAGGGGCGAGAGGCCCCUCAUCCAAACCCAAACUGCAGGGCCCCAGACUUGGGUCAACACAGACUUCUAUGCCCAGGUCAGCAAUGUUAUGCCCUCCGGAGGCGUGGUGCUGUCUCCUGGCCAGCAACUCCGAAUCCAGGAGAGCACCUCAGCCACAGAGGACGAAACACAGAAGAAAGGACAAGAGUGCGAAGACAGUGAGGAGACUGAGGAAAAGAAGCAGAAAGAGCUGCAGUUUCAGCUGCUGGUGGUGAAUCCUGAAGGAAGCAGCUAUACCACAGAGAGCAAUGCCCAGCAGAUCAGCACUCCCCCUUGCUCCCCCAUGCCUGGGGAAGGGUACCAAACCAUACCCCCUCCACCAGUGGAGACCAAGCCCGCAGCCACAAUGGAGGAUAACCCUUCGCCUUACAUUCUUCCUGACUCUCCCCAGUCCCAGUUCUUUGCUCCUGUUGCAGACUACACGGUGGUGCAGGAGGUGGAUAGUCAGCAUAGCCUGCUCCUCAACCCCCCUCCCCACCAGUCUCCCCCCCCUUGCCUGCCACAGCACCCCCCCAAGGCCCUACCCGCUAUGCCUGUGGGGUACAUCACCCCAGACUUGCUGGGGAACCUCUCGCCGUGAAAUGACAAUGCCAUUGGGCCUUUAGGUGUAAAGCUGAUUGACCAGGAAGUCCCCUGCAGUCACAAAAGCCUGUUUCUACCUGAUUCCUGCUGGAAACCAAAUAACUCGUAGCACACAGUGUGGGUGGGAAUGUAUAGGUGUUUGUUUUCAGAGGGUGCUGAAAGGGAGACAUAAAAAGCUACAAGUCAUCCUUUCACAUCUGCUACAUCAAUUCAUUUGAUGCAGAGGCUACCUAAAGUAAAUGUUAAAAAAAAGAAAUAAAUGCACAGUUUGCUCUGUUUGUUGACAUCAGUGCACAUGACACACACAAACAAUAGGCUGAGACUGUGAAUGCAAAAAGUCCAAAAAGCAUUAGCUCACUGCUAGCCUUCCUUGGAUCGCAUUACAUCUCUGGCUAAUUGUGUUUAGAGCAGUGACAUUGCUGAAGUCUUAAUCUCACAGAGAGAUGUCAGUGUAUGGUUGACUGGGAGAAGAUAAGCACAGUCUAGUCAUGUUUUUCACACCACACCGUGAAGAAGUCAUUGCUGUUGUUGAUACCUCUUGCUGGCAGAGGUGCUUUGCUGCUCAGUUGUGGCUUAUUUUAUAUUCUUAAAUUUCUAAUUUCAUCAUGUCAUAUUAAUCAUAUUAGUACUUUGCUAGAGUUAUAUUUUUAUACAAAAAGGCAUUAGCUGAAGAAAAAAAAAAUCCACCCUAAAAUACAGUUGAAAACACAACUAUGCAGUUUUAUCUUGCAUUCCUGGCUUCAUUUUGUUUAAUAGUAUGCUGUUCAUAUUUUCAUGAUUAAGUGGCCAAACGGAUUAUAUGAUGUCAUGAGAGUUUGCUCCAAAAAUAAAUAAAUAAAAUAAAAUAAAAUACAGUACAAAUGUACACACACAGACAUGAACAACCAGGACAACAAACACCAUCAACAACCAACAUAUGCUAUUACUAUUACAUUGUUUUCCUUCCUUUGGGGAUGUUUAAAGGAAUUCUGGGAAGUGGUUAGGGUUAGAAAAUCACCCACUGAAAUAGAAGUAGUGGUGACAAAUAAAAGGGAAAUGACAACAUUUCAUUAUAAACUAAUUCUUGAAAUGCACUGAAUAUUAAGGACUGAUUAUACAUGUCCCAACAUGGAAUUUUCUCCUAACCUGAGUUUAUUUAUUUUCAUUUUAUUUUGACAUUCAUACUGUACUGUGAACACAUAUCACUUACAGCACUGAACAGCAAUUCUUGUAUUAAGAGGAAGGAUUUAUUCAGAUUCAAUCACAGUUGGGAGCCACUCAAUACAAGCAGUGCUGUAGUACAAUGAGCACCACCAAGUGCCUUGCACAGCGGCACAUUGAUAAAGUUAUUUAUGAGAAGGGAACACCCAAGAAAAUAGGUACUGCAUUACAUCUUGUAACAGCAGCAAAGUCUCACCUUCAACCAGCACUCACUCAUAAUCUGUCACUUGAAGUGAAACCUUAACAAGCAGACUUUCUACUUGGGAGUUUCUUUUUUCUUCUCAUGUUGCAUUAUUAUUGUGGGGACAGCAACUGGAGCAGGUUGAAAGACUGUGAAAGUAUGUAAUAGCUGUAAUUAGUUAACAUUUUAUACUUCUAAUCUGCCAAGUACACCGUGUUAACGACCUGUGCCUAUGAUAGUGUUAUUGGCUUGCCAUAUCUGUGCUAAGGUAUGCUUAUGUAAUUAAGAUUUGUGCAUUUAUGCAUAUACAGGCAUGUACUACUAUUUAGGUGAAUUGGUGUAAAGCCUCUCUGUGCGUAGAUUCACUACUAAAAACCUGUACAUGCACUAACACAGUCACAUGCACACACACACACACACAUGCACACACACACACACACUACACUCUAAGUAUUUGCCUUAAUUGAUUUAAUUUUGCCUUCUUAACAUAGCCAUAAAAAUUAUGAUCUGAAAAUUGUCUCAGAAAAUAGUUGCAAGAGCGAACAUUUUCUGAGGACAUUCAACUGUAAUUUGCAUGUUUCCGAUAAUGCCCAUAAAACUGACCACAAUUUCCAAACCAAAAAUGUUGAUCAGGGCUAGUAGAGCAGAGUUCCAAGUUCUGGUCUGAUAGAGCGUCAAAUUCAUAAAUUGUGGAUUUCUUAGAAAACCUGAGUCAGAUAUAGUUGGCAAGAUGUGUGUGUAAUUCGGCAUGCAUAUAUGGAUUCCUAGGUACUUUGCACCCAUGCUUUUCAUAAAAUAACCACAUUUAGGAUAUUAUUUAGGCGGAAUGUGUUACAUAAUCAAUUAUUGGUCACAUUAGUGUAAUGUAAGCUUAUUAUAAUGGAAAAAGAGACCUUUUAUAAAGGUUCUAGGUUCAUCAUAUGUUUUCAUCCUAUGAAUUCUGUCAUAAAGAUUUUGACAAUAUGCCUGUGACAAAUACAGCAGCAUAGCAUAAUGCAUAAUAUAAGCUAUCUAAGCUUAGGCUAACAAAGGUUGUGCGAUAUGCAUGGUUUUGUGAUACAACACAAUGAAUUUUCAUUUCAUCAGGUCUAUGAAUGAGUCAGAGAUGAGCACAUCUCAUCAUAAACAAAGCGUACUUCACAGUGCAAAGGAAACACACUCUGCCUUUGAAUUAUAUUGUUUUGGACUCAUCCUUGAGAUAAGCAGAAUGGUGACUCAUAUAAAAUAGGUAUUUUGUAUUAGACAAUCCCAUAAUGAAGAGAAACAAAACAAGAGCCAUAAACUGACAAUUUU
This is a messenger RNA of Toxotes jaculatrix (banded archerfish), 4850 nucleotides long. It is a transcript of the gene ghra, whose product is annotated as growth hormone receptor a. Gene Ontology annotation, biological process: cytokine-mediated signaling pathway. Gene Ontology annotation, molecular function: protein binding; cytokine receptor activity. The record is from RefSeq and is a predicted model, not a curated record. The transcript is spliced from 10 exons. Bases 207 to 2174 code for a protein of 655 amino acids. Gene Ontology annotation, cellular component: external side of plasma membrane. NCBI's taxonomy places the organism in Eukaryota, Metazoa, Chordata, Actinopteri, Toxotidae.